Molecule: messenger RNA, 896 nt
Organism: Neurospora tetrasperma FGSC 2508
Lineage: Eukaryota; Fungi; Ascomycota; Sordariomycetes; Sordariales; Sordariaceae
Exons: 2
Coding region: 94-687 (197 amino acids)
Cellular component (GO): mitochondrial intermembrane space; mitochondrion
Source: RefSeq, a predicted model, not a curated record
AACCUUCUUUGGACAACGCAGAAGGGGGAAGCUGCUGCAACGGCUGGCCAAACUGCAGCGCCUCCAGCCGAAAAGCCCAAGCCCAAGAACACCAUGGUCCAGCCAACAAGCGCGCCGUCCGCACCAGCGCUCACUCCUCAGUUUUGCUUUUCGACAGCAGCCCUACGAGACUUCCUACGAGUGUCCCGCUCCGCCAUCGACGACACCAUAACCCAAAACCUCAACGCCCUCGUCACUCCCUCCCGCGCUGGCUUCGACCCGUCCUCCACCACCCAGCGCAGCCCCCAGCCCUUAUCCCGGCAAAUCGACCCUGCCGCCUCCCAGGAAUUCAAAGACCAAGUGUUGUUCCCCUCGUGGCAAGCGCGGUCGCAGGUGCUGAGUUACUGCGCGCUGGUGGCCACCUCGCCGGACCCGGACGACCCGGAGGCGGCGAUCCGGGAGGCCGAGAAGCAGAAGGAUCGGGAGAGGGUGGUGAAUGAACGGCUGGACCCCUACUCGGCGAGGUUUUUCCCGCGAGAGCCGAGGACGGAACAGCUGGCGAGCGUGAUCAGGAUGGAGCAGGGCGUGGAGAAUAUUGUGAGGACGAGGACGUGGGGGAUUGUGGGGGAGAGGUGUGGGAGUGAUGGGAAGACGUGGGAGCAGGCUUUGGGAGAGUGGAGGAAGGAUAAGCAUUUGCCGUUGGCGUGAUGAUGAUUUCUUUUGUGCUGAUGACGCUGGGUGAUGUGGUCGCUUAUGAAGAGAAGAAGGUAAGGGAAGGAAGUGGUGUAAGUGGAAAAGUGUCUGAUAAGCAUUGGGUAUGGCGUAUUUGAAUGUGUGACCAUAUGAAUAGUUGUAAUUGUAGGGCAGUGGGAUCUUCUGUCAAUAUAUCUGAAGAAAGAAGCGAUGAUAUCUACACC